CCCGGAAUUCCUGAGGCUUGGGCUCCUCCUUAUCCCGAUUUUCAGAGGCCGCGGCGAGCGAGGAAUCGGCGGAGCCCGACGGGAAGGAUUCCGAGGAUUCCUGCGUUCUCCUCAUCUCCAACCUCCCCGACAAGGGAUAUUCCGAGGAGGAAAUCUCCAACCUGGCCAAGCCCUUCGGGGGCCUCCGGGAUCUGCUCAUCCUCUCUUCCCAUAAAAAGGCGUACCUGGAGAUCUCCCGGAAAGCCGCGGAUUCCAUGGUGAAGUUUUACGGAUGUUUCCCGAUUUUCCUGGACGGGAAUCAGCUGCAGAUCCGGCCCGAGCCUCGGCACGGCUCGCUCCGAGACGAGGAAGCGAUUUUCACUGCCCUCAUCAAGGAUUCCAAUCCCAAGCUGGAUUCCUCCUCUCUCCGUGCUCACCUGGUGCUCCUGGGGAAUCUCCCAGCCGAUGGAUUCCGGGAGCUGGAGGUUGUUUGCGCGGGGCUGCGUUUUGGAAAGGUGGAGCACUACGCCGUGCUCAGCAACCGGCACCGGGCCAUCCUGCAGCUGGACAGCCCCAAAUCGGCGCGGGCCAUGCACAGUUUCCUGCAGCAGUAUCCCUACACCAUGGGCGAGCACACACUCACCUGCUCCUUGUCCUGCCACGGAGACUCUCCUGAG
Molecule: messenger RNA, 656 nt
Organism: Cyanistes caeruleus (blue tit)
Lineage: Eukaryota; Metazoa; Chordata; Aves; Passeriformes; Paridae
Source: RefSeq, a predicted model, not a curated record